Molecule: messenger RNA, 5479 nt
Organism: Dicrocoelium dendriticum
Lineage: Eukaryota; Metazoa; Platyhelminthes; Trematoda; Plagiorchiida; Dicrocoeliidae
Source: the annotation of a GenBank genome assembly
GCCUUUCGACGCCAUCCGACCGGGCUCGGAGUCCUCUGUUGGUGAAAGAAACCGCAGAAUGGAACAGGAGUUUAACCGGCGGCAUGGAGCAAAGAAGCGAUCAUUCACGCUUGGACAGAAGGUGCUAGUACGUGACUACCGGGAAGGCCAUGCGAAAUGGACGCCAGGGACGGUCAAAAGCAAGCGCGGAAACGUCAUGUAUGACGUGAAGGUGGGCGCACAGGUCUGGCCGCGGCAUGCAAACCAGUUACGGCCCACAUUGUGCCAGCCAGAACAAGAAAGGCCUACUGACCUCCCGUUCGAUUUACUGGUGGAAACUUUCAACCUGCCGAAGGUAACAGUGGACGACUGCACAAGGUCGAGCAACGAAUCCAGAACAAGAACAUCGGAACAAAGUUCUCGGGCGCUUCUGCCAAGGAGGUGGACCGACAGGCAGAGAACACCGUCCCGAAGACUGCAAGUUAAUCCCAGGCUUUCCUCUUACACCUCGGAACAUAUCUCAGGAGGGGAGGUGUCCGGGAGAAAGUAAGAAUUGCCUUGGAAAUUCCCUAUUUUAGCGAUUAAUCGAUUAUUAACGAUUAUCGCAUCGAUUUCGAACGUUCCUGAAUGUUCUUCUUCUACACGUGAUCAAAAUCCACCUGACCUCUCGGGAAAAGAUAUGGGGAACCACUAACCUUGGCAGCUGACCUUCCAAUUCUAGAAGUCGAAGGUCAGUAGAGACCUAUAAAUACAGCCAAGGUCCGCAGUUGUUGUACAGUGUUCGUUGGCUGCGAUUAAUACGUUAUUUGUCAGGGUCAUUGGCGUUUUGCUUUUUUCCUUCGGUUGGGCUAGAAGUUUUGUGGAGCAGUGAAUUGUUAUUUUUGGAAUUGCGUCUAGUGAGAAGAUUAUAACAAAUGGCGACGGAGAAAAGUGGAAAUGUGAUGAAUUUUUCUGCCGAACAAUUUCAAAAGCUGCUUUUUCAACAGCAAGCUCAAAUGGAGGCGCAAAUGAAAAUGAUUGAAAAUCUGACAAAAUGCUUGAGUUUGCAGACAACUGGAGCAGCGACGCGGGACACGCAGGCGAGUUCUGUUGAUCUUCUCACGAACGCCAUCACUGAAUUCCAUUAUGAUGCGGAUUCUGGAAGCACUUUCGAAGCGUGGUUCAAACGCUGGGAAGACAUGUUCCAGACGGACUUCAUUCGUCAGGACGACUCCUGGAAGGUGCGAUUGCUACUCCGCAAGCUCGGAAUAAGUGAACAUUCAAGGUUCAUAGACCACAUUUUGCCCAAACAGCCGAAGGAUCUGACAUUUGACGAAGCAGUGUCGCAGUUGAAAGAAAUUUUUGGUGAGUCGGUGUCCUUGUUUAGUAUUCGCUAUCAAUGCCUGAAAAUAGUCAAACAGGAAUCUGACGAUUUUGGGGCCUUAGCAGACAUGAUUAACCGUGAGUGUGAACGUUUCAAACUACGCUCUUUAACGGACGAUCAGUUUAAGUGUCUCAUUUUCGUCAGUGCUCUACAAUCGCCCAGUGAUGCUGAGAUCCGAACGCGGCUUUUAGCUAAGCUGGAGCAGGAUCCUGAUCUGACACUGAAGGCCCUCGUAAGCGAAUGCAAACGGCUUCUCACUCUAAAACACGACACUGCCAUGGUCGAACGCAAUGGUCUCGCACCACCAGAUACCGUGCAACUCGUGAAAAAGACCAGGACCGCCAACGCAAGCAAAUCCUUCAAGAGGCCUACGAAGAAACCGCCCACAGCAUGCUGGUCAUGCGGCGAAUGGCAUUUCGCUCGCUUUUGUCCCUUCAAACAACAUAUUUGUCAAACGUGUCAUAAGCGUGGGCAUAAAGAGGAAUGCUGCAGUCAAGUCCGGUCGAAGAAAGUGCAGAAGUCUUAUCGAAAGGGUAAUUCUAGAAGGGGCGGCGCUGAGUCUCUCUCCAUAGUUGCCGCAUUCCAAAGCGAGUGUAAACCGAGACGACGAUUCAUCACUGUGUUAAUCAAUGGGAUCCCAACGAAACUGCAAUUUGACACGGCCUCAGACAUCACAAUCAUUUCCAGGCGCACAUGGAAUCACAUAAAGAGGCCGAAGAUGGUCGAGUCUCAGAAAGUUGCACAUAAUGCAUCCGGCGGUGUGUUACGCUUAGUGGGCGAACUCAAUUGCAAGAUUGCUUUCCAAGGUGUGGAGAAGUCGGGAACAUGCUACAUUUCGGACCGGCCGAAUUUGAAUCUUCUUGGCCUCGACUGGAUUGAAAAGUUGAACCUCCUCGAUGUUCCCUUGAAUCAGAUCUGCAACCGAGUUCGAGCAAGUCCAGACCCAUCUGCAAAGUCCGUCGAAGACAUGACACGUACCCUGAAGCGAAAAUUUGCUUCUGUCUUUCAGGAUGGCUUGGGCCACUGUACGAAAUUCAAGGCAACACUGAACUUGCGACCAGGUGCUAAACCAGUGUUCAAGGCUAAAAGACCGGUACCAUAUGCAGCCAUGUCAACCGUUGAGCAAGAGCUCGAUCGACUGGAACGUGCCGGAGUCAUCACAGCCGUCAACUACUCAUCAUGGGCCGCACCUAUUGUCGCAGUGAAGAAAGCAAAUGGCAAGGUACGCGUCUGCGCUGACUUUUCAACUGGCCUCAACGCCGCGCUGGAUGACCACCAGUACCCCUUACCUGUACCGGAGGAUAUCUUUGCAAAGCUGAAUGGUGGUAAGUACUUUGCUAAGCUUGAUCUAUCCGAUGCUUAUCUGCAAGUGGAUGUUGACGAAGUCUCGAGGGAGUUGUUGACGAUCAACACUCAUCGUGGGCUAUUCCAAUACAACCGCUUGCCAUUUGGUGUGAAAACGGCGCCAGCCAUCUUCCAACAGUUGAUGGAUACCAUGCUAGCGGGUGUUUCUGGAACCGCUGCAUAUCUGGACGAUAUCAUAGUGAUGGGUCGAACACCGGAAGAACUCUUCAACCGCUUGGAUGAAGUGCUUGGUUGCAUACAGUCGUACGGCUUCCGGAUCCGUGAGGAUAAAUGCACAUUUUUCACGCCGCUCAUCAAAUACCUCGGGUUUAUCCUCGAAAAGGAUGGACGUCGACCAGACCCGGAAAACAUCGAAGCCAUUAGAAAAAUGCCUCCACCCACAGAUCUACAGUCUCUGCGUUCCUUUUGUGGGCUCAUCAGCCACUACAGCGCAUUUUUGCCUGAGAUGCACCGCUUGCGUGCCCCGUUAAACAAGCUACUAUCCAAAGGACAACCUUGGAACUGGACAGCAGAAUGUCAGAAUGCCUUCGAACGCGUCAAGUCACUGUUGUCUUCAAACUUGCUUUUGACACAUUUCGAUCCCUCCAAAGAGAUCGUCCUAACCACAGAUGCAUCAAGCCAUGGGAUUGGUGCAGUAAUUGCACACACGUACACCGAUGGAUCUCAAAAAGCAAUCGCCCAUGCCGCCAGAACCCUUACGAAGGCCGAGAAGAACUACAGUCAGAUUGAGAAAGAAGCAUUGGCCAUAGUGUACGCGGUUAAGAAAUUCCACAAAAUGCUAUACGGCCGCCGCUUCAAGCUUCUGACAGAUCACAAACCCUUGCUCGCUAUCUUUGGUUCGAAAAAGGGCAUCCCGGCCUACACAGCCAACAGGCUACAACGUUGGGCUCUUACCUUAAUGGGGUAUGAUUUCGAGAUCCAAUAUCAGUCGACAGUUUCCAUUGGCCAAGCAGAUGCACUGUCACGCCUAAUUGAUACCCGUCAGCAAGAACAUGAAGACACAAUCAUUGCCUCGGUGGAGAUUGAACCAGACGUCAACUUUCUGGUAACUGAUGCACUGCACUGUCUACCAGUUACCGCAGAAGCUGUACGGACCGAAACACUUCGGGACCCAAUACUCAAGAAGGUUACUCAGUUUCACAAAACAAGUUGGCCACGUUCAUGUCCAUCCGCCGAGUUGCAACAGUAUUUUCAGAGGAGACACUCACUCUCUAUUGUAAACGAUUGCAUACUAUUUUCGGAAAGAGUGGUCAUCCCCAAGGCACUUCAGGAGCGCCUUAUUCGACAGUUCCACGCCGGGCAUCCUGGAAUCAACCGGAUGAAGGCGCUUGCCCGCAGUUAUGUAUACUGGCCCUUAAUGGACAAACAGUUAGAAGAAAUAGCCAGACGCUGCCAAAAGUGUGCCGAUGUCUUGAAAGCGCCACCGAAAGCAGAACUCUGUUCAUGGCCAAUAGUUACUAAGCCGUGGUGCCGCAUUCAUGUCGACUUUGCAGGGCCGAUCAACGGGAGAAGUUUCCUCAUUAUAGUCGACUCAUACAGCAAGUGGCCAGAAGUAUUUCUCAUGGAUAACACAACCACCAAUGCCACCAUAUCGAAACUGCGCCAAGCCUUUAGCAGAUUCGGCUGUCCUGAGACAAUGGUCACUGACAAUGGCUCACAGUUUACUUCAGCAGCGUUUAAGGAGUUUUGCAAGCAAUGCGCCGUCCAGCACGUUCGCUCGCCGCCGUUUCACCCACAGUCGAAUGGCCAGGCAGAAAGAUUUGUCGACACAUUCAAGCGAGCUCUCCAAAAAUCAAAAGGGGAGGGACGUAUAGAGGAGGUGGUUGACCGGUUCCUUUUCCUCUACCGAUCAACACCGAAUCCACAAGCACCAGACGGAGUCUCUCCAGCACAGGUCAUGAUGAACCGGAAGCUCCGCAUGCCUUUCGACGCCAUCCGACCGGGCUCGGAGUCCUCUGUUGGUGAAAGAAACCGCAGAAUGGAACAGGAGUUUAACCGGCGGCAUGGAGCAAAGAAGCGAUCAUUCACGCUUGGACAGAAGGUGCUAGUACGUGACUACCGGGAUGGCCAUGCGAAGUGGACGCCAGGGACGGUCAAAAGCAAGCGCGGAAACGUCAUGUAUGACGUGAAGGUGGGCGCACAGGUCUGGCCGCGGCAUGCAAACCAGUUACGGCCCACAUUGUGCCAGCCAGAACAAGAAAGGCCUACUGACCUCCCGUUCGAUUUACUGGUGGAAACUUUCAACCUGCCGAAGGUAACAGUGGACGACUGCCCAAGGUCGAGCAACGAAUCCAGAACAAGAACAUCGGAACAAAGUUCUCGGGCGCUUCUGCCAAGGAGGUGGACCGACAGGCAGAGAACACCGUCCCGAAGACUGCAAGUUGAUCCCAGGCUUUCCUCUUACACCUCGGAACAUAUCUCAGGAGGGGAGGUGUCCGGGAGAAAGUAAGAAUUGCCUUGGAAAUUCCCUAUUUUAGCGAUUAAUCGAUUAUUAACGAUUAUCGCAUCGAUUUCGAACGUUCCUGAAUGUUCUUCUUCUACACGUGAUCAAAAUCCACCUGACCUCUCGGGAAAAGAUAUGGGGAACCACUAACCUUGGCAGCUGACCUUCCAAUUCUAGAAGUCGAAGGUCAGCAGAGACCUAUAAAUACAGCCAGGGUCCUCAGUCGUUGUACAGUGUUCGUUGGCUGCGAUUAAUACGUUAUUUGUCAGGGUCAUUGGCGUUCUGCUUUUUUCCUUCGGUUGGGCUAGAAGUUUUGCGGAGCAGUGAAU